AUGUUACAGAAUCAGUGUAAAAUAGAACGUUUUAACAAAAAGCAUCCAAGAAAAAAACAAAGAUUCCCCCAUACCAACCAUUCAAUGGACACAGUUGUCAGUAAAAACAAAGACGAGUCGGCUCCCCACAACUCAAACACCGGUAAGAUCCUUGGUGGUCUUAUAGGCGGAGCGGUCGGCGUCGCCUUAAUCUGUGCUAUUCUCUGCUAUGUGGUACUUCGUCGACAGGGACGCUACAAUAGAAAAAAGCGAACACUACAGAGAACCAAAGUACGGUUCAAUGACGCCAUGCUCGAAAAAGAGCUCGACCUGCCUGUCUUCGCGCCCCCUGUGCGGGCAGCCCAGUCGGUGGAUAAUGUGUUGGUUCCGGCGCCCCCACCGCCUAGAACAUGA
Messenger RNA from Wickerhamiella sorbophila, 393 nucleotides. RefSeq lists its product as hypothetical. The record is from RefSeq and is a predicted model, not a curated record. Lineage: Eukaryota; Fungi; Ascomycota; Dipodascomycetes; Dipodascales; Trichomonascaceae. The transcript has a single exon. Bases 1 to 393 code for a protein of 130 amino acids.